This is a messenger RNA of Microdochium trichocladiopsis, 5972 nucleotides long. Its product is annotated as acyl-CoA ligase. The transcript has 4 exons. Bases 226 to 5796 code for a protein of 1856 amino acids. Lineage: Eukaryota; Fungi; Ascomycota; Sordariomycetes; Xylariales; Microdochiaceae. The record is from RefSeq and is a predicted model, not a curated record. Gene Ontology annotation, cellular component: cytosol.
CGCCCGCCCAAUCCAACCAGCACGCCCAGCUCAGCCAGUUCACCCUCCAUCCCAUUGCCUCUGCUUGGCCCAACUCGACCUAGCUGCCGCCUGCCCGCACCCCUUUCCUGCGCGCGCGCGAGCUUGUCUGGCCAGCGACUGACCAACCUCCAUGCGUCUCUUUCGCGAGCGCGGACUUGUUCUUGUCCACCACGCCACGCCGCCGCCGCCGCCCACGAGAACACCAUGGCGAAUCUGAGCGGAGACCUCCAGCAGAAGCUCGACGAGCUCGAGAGAGAGCUCGAGGAAGGUGAUAUCACCGAGAAGGGGUACCAGAAGCGCAGAACCCAGCUGAUCUCACAAUAUGGCGCUCCUCUCGAUGCCACCGGCGGGCUGAGGAGUUUCGCUGCCCAAUCUCCAGAUUUGGGAGAGCCCAGUCGUGGUCUCACGACCACCAACCCUGACCUGAGCGACUCGCCAUACGGCGACUGGCGGCCACAAUCCCCCUCAAGGGCGUCCCCGCCACCGAAUCACGACCACCCGGCAGGACUUUUGCGACCUGGCGGCCCGCUUGCUGAGCAGAGACCUGCGAACAUCCACCGCGACUCUCUGUUUCUCACCCCAGGUUCAAAUUUCGGCGAAUCCCUCGAUCCACCCACGAGAUCAGGCACUAUGGUAUCUGGCGACUAUGCUUUCAAACCAGAUUACCACGGCGGCUAUGGGCAACAACCCCAAGGGGGCUACGACGGGCGAACCGAUACCAUGAUGGACAGGACGGGGACCAUGAUGGAUUCUCAAGGAUACUUCUCCGAUUUUGCUGGCCAGCAAUCAUAUGAUACCCCCCAGCCACAAUUCGAUAUGCCUCCAUCGGCAUACAACAUGAACCAAACAGGAGAGGAUUACGGGGCCCGCGGGCACAGAUACUCGUCUAGCGAUGCCUUCUCGCCAACAGUUGCUAUGGCCCCGCCAAUGCUUACAGCCAGCGACUUGCCUUCGUCCGAAGCCCUCGAAUACCUCAUGCCUCUCGAGCCGCGGGAGGUUCCCUUCGCGAUCCACGACCCCCAUGACGAAAACACAGCAAUGUCGAGCUUUGACAACAUUGCCGCUGUACUGCGACACCGCGGCCGUAUGACAGCCAAGCUCCCCGCAUACUGGGUACUCGACAGUCGAGGCAAGGAAAUUGCUUCAAUCACCUGGGAUAAGCUCGCAUCCAGGGCGGAAAAAGUGGCGCAAGUCAUACGAGACAAGAGCUCUCUCUAUCGUGGCGAUAGAGUGGCAUUGAUAUAUCGAGAUACCGAGGUGAUCGACUUCGCAAUCGCUUUGCUCGGCUGUUUCAUUGCCGGAGUGGUCGCCGUCCCGAUUAACGACCUCCAAGACUACCACCGACUGAAUCUGAUUCUGACGUCGACACAAGCGCACUUGGCACUCACUACCGACAACAACUUGAAAGCAUUUCAGCGAGAUAUUACUAAUCAGAAGUUGAACUGGCCUAAAGGCGUCGAGUGGUGGAAGACAAAUGAGUUCGGCAGCUUCCAUCCGAAGAGGAAGGAGGACACGCCACCUCUCGCGGUUCCAGACCUCGCCUACAUUGAGUUUUCCAGAGCCCCGACUGGCGAUCUUCGCGGCGUCGUGCUCAGCCAUCGGACAAUUAUGCACCAGAUGGCCUGCCUUAGCGCUAUCGUUCAGGCUGUUCCUAGGCAUGGUCCCGGAGAUACCUUCAACAAAGCACUUCGCGACAAGAACGGGCGGUUGAUCGGUGGUGGUGCGAGCAGCGAGAUCCUGCUGUCCUACCUCGACCCACGGCAAGGUAUUGGCAUGAUUCUCGGCGUCCUGUUGAACGUGUACAGCGGCCAUACUACAGUCUGGGUCGAAAACAACGCGAUCAGCACGCCUGGUCUGUACGCACACCUGAUUACAAAGUACAAAGCUACCCUGAUGGUCGCGGACUAUCCCGGGCUCCGAACAGCAGCAUUCAACUACCAGCAAGACCCAAUGACCACACGAAACUUCAAAAAGGGCAUGGAGCCGAACUUCCAGACCGUCAAGCUGUGUCUUAUAGACACACUGAUUGUGGACAGCGAGUUCCACGAGGUCUUGGCUGACCGUUGGCUAAGACCACUGCGCAACCCCAGAGCACGGGAAGUUGUUGCGCCCAUGCUCUGUCUACCCGAGCACGGAGGCAUGGUCAUCAGCGUGCGUGAUUGGCUUGGCGGGGAGGAAAGAAUGGGUUGUCCUUUAACCCUGGAGGUCGAGGAAGACGAUGCCGAGGAGGAUGAGACAGAGGAGAAAGCAGCCACGUCGGCAUCAAACGGCUUCGGCAGUCUGCUUGGCGGCGGAACAACAGCCACCAAACAAAAGGACGUCAAGAAUGACAUUCUCGAAGUCCUUCUCGAUCGCGAAGCGCUCAAGACCAACGAGGUCUUAGUGGUUGCUGUGGGCGAUGAGGUCGGCAAAAAGGCCAGCUUGGAAUCCGGCACUGUCCGAGUGGGCGCUUUCGGCUAUCCCAUCCCUGAUGCCACCCUCACCGUCGUAGAUCCCGAGACUGGCCUUCUCGCAUCGCCCCAUACUAUUGGAGAGAUCUGGGUAGACUCGCCUUCCCUGUCGGGCGGGUUUUGGGCGCUGCGGAAACACACUGAGCAGAUUUUCCACGCCAGGCCCUACAAAUUCGAGCCCGGAAAUCCUACCCCUAUGCCGAUCGAGCCAGAGUUCCUGCGCACAGGUCUUCUGGGCACGGUCAUUGAGGGCAAAGUAUUCGUUCUUGGUCUGUACGAGGACCGUAUAAGACAAAAGGUCGAAUGGGUUGAGCACGGCCACGAGAUUGCCGAACAUCGAUACUUCUUCGUCCAGCACAUUGUGGUCAGCAUUCUCAAGAACCUGAGCAAGCAAGUUUACGACUGUUCGGCAUUUGAUGUCUUUGUAAACGAUGAACAUCUGCCCGUCGUUGUGCUUGAGUCAACAGCUGCAUCGACAGCCCCCGCAACAAACGGAGGCCCGCCUCGGCAACUUGAUACCGCUCUUCUCGACUCCAUUUCUGACAAGGUCAUGGAGGUGCUGAUUCAAGAGCACCACCUGCGCGUGUACUGUGUCAUGAUCACCGCACCAGGGACCUUGCCGCGUGUGAACAAGAAUGGCAGAAAAGACAUUGGCAACAUGAUAUGCCGGAGGGAGUAUGACGCGGGCAAUCUGCCUUGCGUGCAUGUCAAGUUUGGGGUCGAGCACGCUGUGCUCAACUUGCCUAUUGGUAUUGACCCAAUGGGUGGCAUCUGGUCACACAUCGCCUCGCACUCCAGAGUAGACAUUCUGGGGCCUACUGACAAGCAAUAUUCGGGCAUUGAUCGUCGCGAGGUCGUUAUUGAUGAUCGCACGUCUACACCGCUGAACAACUUCUCAAGCAUCACCGACCUUAUCCAGUGGCGAGUUGCGCGGCAGCCCGACGAGCUGGCAUACUGCACGAUCGAUGGCCGUGGCAAAGAAGGCAAGGGCAUCACAUGGAAGAAGUUCGACACCAAGGUUGCUGCGGUAGCACUGUAUCUCCGUAACAAGGUCAAGAUACGGCCCCGCGACCAUGUCCUUCUCAUGUAUACGCAUUCUGAAGAUUUCGUAUAUGCGGUACAUGCCUGCAUCAACCUCGGGGCGAUUGUCAUUCCGAUUGCACCCAUGGACGAGCGACGUCUGAGUGAAGACACUCCGGCAUUCCUACAUCUCGUUGCUGACUAUGGCGUCAAGGCCGUUUUGGUCAAUCACGAAGUUGAUCAUCUGCUCAAGGUGAAGACUGUGCAGCAACACAUCAAGCAGUCAGCCGCUGUCCUCAAGAUCAAUGUGCCAAACGUGUACAAUACGUCCAAGCCGCCAAAGCAGAACAACGGCUUGAGAGACCUAGGCAUCACAGUUGAUCCCGCGUGGGUGCAGAAAGGCUACCCAGUCAUCAUCUGGGCAUACUGGACGCCAGACCAGCGCAGGAUAUCGGUCCAGCUGGGCCACGACACGAUCCUCGGCAUGUGCAAAGUGCAGAAGGAGACCUGCCAGAUGACGAGUUCACGGCCUGUUCUCGGCUGCGUGCGGAGCACGACAGGCCUGGGAUUCAUCCAUUCCUGUCUGAUGGGCAUCUACAUUGGCACACCGACUUACUUGUUGUCUCCCGUGGAAUUUGCUCAGACGCCAAUGUCUCUGUUCCUAACCCUCAGCCGCUACAAGGUCAAGGAUACGUAUGCCACGUCUCAGAUGCUGGACCAUGCUAUGAAUACUAUGCCGGGCAAGGGCUUCAACUUGCACGAGCUGAAGAAUCUGAUGAUCUCGUCUGAAGCACGGCCGCGCGUGGACGUCUUCCAAAAGGUGCGCUUGCACUUCGCCGCGACAGGCUUGGACCGUACAGCCAUCAACACGGUCUACUCGCAUGUCCUGAACCCAAUGAUUGCGUCCCGGUCAUACAUGUGUAUCGAGCCGAUAGAACUGUGGCUGGAUCAAAGGGCUUUGCGCCGUGGCUUGAUCAUCCCGGUUGACGCCGAAUCGGACCCGAGGGCUCUGCUUGUCCAGGACUCCGGCAUGGUGCCUGUCUCGACACAGAUUGCAAUUGUCAACCCGGAGAGCCGCCUCUUGUGCCACGACGGGGAGUACGGAGAGAUUUGGGUCGACUCAGAAGCUUGUGCAAAGGCGUUUUACGGCUCUCGAGACCCCUUUGAUGCGGAACGCUUCGAUGGGCACACCAUUGACGGAGAUCCGAAUAUCAGCUACGUCCGCACCGGCGACCUCGGCUUUUUGCAUAACGUGAGUCGGCCGAUCGGCCCGGGAGGCACGCAGGUUGAUAUGCAGGUCCUCUUCGUGCUUGGUAGCAUCGGCGAGACAUUCGAGAUCAACGGACUUAGCCACUUCCCCAUGGAUAUCGAGGCAUCCGUGGAACGGUGCCACCGUAAUAUCGUUCCUAACGGCUGCGCCGUCUUCCAAGCUGGCGGGCUUGUGGUCGUCCUCGUCGAAGUCUCUCGCAAAUCUUAUCUAGCAUCAUUGGUACCCGUCAUUGUCAACGCCAUCCUCAACGAGCACCAGAUUGUCGUCGACAUUGUUGCCUUUGUAAGCAAGGGCGACUUCCCCCGCAGUCGGCUCGGAGAGAAGCAACGCGGACGUGUACUAGCUGGGUGGGUAUCGCGAAAGAUGCGCACCCUGGCGCAGUUUGCUAUCCGCGACAUGGACCAGGACUCGCGGUAUGCCGCUCUCGAGGCUCACCGGGCUAGUGUCGGCAGCAUCCGCAGCAGCAUCCCCGGCGCAAGCUCCCUGCGCAACAUGGAGCACGCGCCGCAGAUCUUGGAGCAUGAGGAAAUGGCGCACCGUAUGGACAGGAUGUCCAUGCUCCCGCCACCCGGCGAGCCCAUCGAGAUGCCCGCCGACUCGUCGCACCGGUCCUCGCCGUCAGGGGGAGGAGGUCCGCCUCCCGCUUUGGGCAUCGAUACUUCCAUCGGCGGUCCGUCUAGCGGUACGCUGACCAACCAGGGAGACCAAUCUGCCACGGCCGGACACGGUUAUGAGCUGCCCAGCUUCAGCGAGUUUGGCGACACGCCGCUCACCGCGACCCAGGGGACUCCGCAGAUCCGCCUGCCAGGCGUCGACGGGCGCGAGUCGCUCGACGAGGAUGCAAUGUGGGGCACCAGCCAUAACCAGCAUCAGUAUGGUGAUGAUGGGGCUGGUGGCUAUGGCCGUACACUCGGGGUUGUCAAUGCAAGCGACAAUGGUCUUCCAGGUGGACAAGAUGACGAGGAAGAUUGGACGAGAGACGCGAUUAUGCACAUGAACCUGGCCUCUGGCGGUGGCGGUGGUGUUGCGAGAUAGUCUUGGAGUCGAAGUUUAGGGUUGGAGAAAUCAAACUAGGCGGCAAGGGGGUGAGUGACGGGGAGAAGCAAAGAGACCGACAAGCCAAGCUUUAGUAACAUAUGGGUACAUAUAUAUAUAUAUAUACCAAAGAGUCACGAUUUGAAUUUUUAGAGAAGCUUUGAUAUUUUCUUUCA